UUUUCAAUACCGGAAGACUGGCUAUUACACCAGUGACCGGAGUGCGAAGGCCUAGCGGGUGAAUCGCAAAGGCUUUCUUACUAAUAAAUGAAAUUUACACUGAAAACAAGAAGAUCAAGAAGUUUGGAGUAAACCGGAAAGAAACAGAAACCAUACCGGUCAGAUCGGGAUAUACAUUUACAGUAUUGAAAAGUUUAGCGAGGACAGGUGCUUGUUGCACCUCUGACUGUCCGAUUGUGUAUUACCGAUCGUUCACCGAGUGUAUUCCUUUGUGAAUUUGCAUUGAUUACACACAUAAUCGCUGGGUACGGGGCAAUAUACAUGUUCAGGAUUGGAUUAUCAGAGCUGAUGUGGUGCAAUGUAAUUCACUUGUGAGGGAGUAGAAACGGAACAUGCUAAGUAUGAACGGGCUGAAAGUGUCCAACUAUGUACCGAACAGUACGAUCAAGACGGAGCCCCUGACAAGCAAAUACACCAUUCAAGGCAGCAUUGGCCGAGGAAAAUUUGCUGUGGUGAAAAAAUGUGUGAACAACGAAACUGGGGAUACUGUGGCUGCCAAGUUUAUCCGAAAACGGCGGAAGGGCAAGAGCUGUCGAGAAGAAAUAUUACGUGAGGUGGUGAUGCUUGAACUUGCCCUAGCUCAUCCCCGAUUAGUGGAUCUCCUCGAGGUGUAUGAAACACCGUCAGAACUCAUCUUGGUCACAGAAUAUUGUGCAGGUGGGGAGCUGUUCCAUGAGUGUGUUAUAGAAGAGUCGUUCAAGGAGGCUGAUGUGGUGCGCCUCAUCAUCCAGAUCCUCGAGGGGCUCACAUAUCUACAUGAACGCAACAUAGUGCAUCUAGACCUGAAGCCUCAGAAUAUUCUCUUUACAAGACCAUACCCUGAAGGGGACAUCAAGAUAUGUGAUCUCGGCUUCGCCUGUCUCGUCAAUACUGGAGAAGACAUCCGGGACAUCAUCGGGACACCGGAUUAUGUUGCUCCGGAGGUUCUGGACUAUGAACCACUCAACACAAUGACAGACAUGUGGAGUAUGGGUGUUCUGGCUUACGUCAUGUUGACGGCGUGUGCUCCGUUUGCCGGGGAGAACAACCAGGAGACCUUCUGCAACAUCUCCCAGGUGAAACUGGACUUCCCGGCCGAGCUGUUCGGGGAGAUCAGCGACCUCGCCCAGGACUUCAUCUCCUGUCUGCUGGUCAAGAACCCAAGAAAACGAUUGACAGCUCGUCAGUGUCUAGACCACCCAUGGCUCAAAACCUCUGUGGAUAACACUGUGGUGCCGUUACUGCCGUCCCCGUCGGAUGCAGCUUUUGGCCUGUCUCAGGACCUCGGAUCUACAGUCAACUACCACUCCAAGUCUCGGGAAAACCAGGAAAACUUCAUAAACGGCAAACAGUUGAAAGCCGCGUCAACCAGCAUGUUGAUGGAACUGAAAGAAAAAGAUGCUAAUUCUUGCCUUAACCAUCAGAAGAGUUCCAUGUCUAGUGUCGACAAAAGGCGGUCUAUGGAAAUACCAUUGAAAAAAUUACGUAGUGACGAUAACGGUGAGCAGCCACACAACGUCAUGUGUGAAAUAUCGGCCAAGGCUGUCAAAGACAGUGUGAAUAUGUUCGAGAGCACAAGAACUUACAAUGUUCAAAAGGAAGUGGAUUUAGUAUGUAGUGAGAACCAGAGAACGGACAUGACGUCAAGAAGCACUGACAAGGAAAUAGACAGUAAUAUAUUGCAAGUGUCACCGGUGGAGCAAGAUAUAUGCAUCAAGUCGAGCCCGGAUUAAUGCUAGUUUGGUUUAGAUAACUUACGUGUGUCAUGUAAAUGAGAGGUCACAUGCCUAAUACUCACUUACACAAGGGUGGUGGGUUGAUGUCGUACUUGAGGCAGUGCCCCCCACAGAUUGAUCCUGUUUCACUAUUGUAGAUAUGUAGAAAAAAGCCUGUGUAUAUUGCAGAAUUGAACAUUGGAUUGGAAAACCGGAAAACUGUUAAACACAUAUCGUUGUAGCAUUGUUAUGUGAGUAAAGUUUCACAAAAGCUCACGAACAAAAUCAUGAUCUGAAGGUGAAAAACAAAUUUAAGUGACCAUUGUGAUUGUGACAAAUUAAUGAUUCAAUGAGAUUCAUUUUUUAAUUUGGGAUGGUCUCUAAGUAGCGAAGUAAAAUUAUGAUUGCUAAAAUAUUUUGUGCUUACCGUAUUCGACGUAAUAAGCGCCCAGGGCGCUCUCAAAAUUAGAAAUAGGGGGCUCUUAUUGGAAUAUAACUUUGGUGAAAGAGUUGAAAGAUGGUAAAUUUUGUGGUUUAU
Haliotis rufescens (red abalone) is the source of this 2292-nucleotide messenger RNA. Its product is annotated as serine/threonine-protein kinase 17B-like. The coding region runs from base 393 to 1772 and encodes 459 amino acids. Gene Ontology annotation, biological process: intracellular signal transduction; protein phosphorylation; positive regulation of apoptotic process. Gene Ontology annotation, cellular component: nucleus. Lineage: Eukaryota; Metazoa; Mollusca; Gastropoda; Lepetellida; Haliotidae. Gene Ontology annotation, molecular function: ATP binding; protein serine/threonine kinase activity. The transcript is spliced from 7 exons. The record is from RefSeq and is a predicted model, not a curated record.